This is a messenger RNA of Ceraceosorus bombacis, 1732 nucleotides long. The record is from the annotation of a GenBank genome assembly. Lineage: Eukaryota; Fungi; Basidiomycota; Exobasidiomycetes; Ceraceosorales; Ceraceosoraceae.
AUGUCCUCGGCGUUGCGAGUGCAAAUUGGCACCUUCAACUACAAUCUUCAGGGAACAUCAGCCUACGCACCAGACCUCUCACCAUGGUUGGUACCGACGCUGUCUGAGAGGUCGUCGCAGUACAAUGCGAGCAAUCCAUCCGAAGGCAGACCCGCGCCCGACUUCUACGCUGUCGGCUUCCAGGAGCUAUUGCCAUUAGACUUGGGCUUUGCUGGGAAGGCGACGCAGGCGCUGUCGUCUACCGAUACUGCCAUUCGGCGUGCUAUUCGCCCACAGAGCGCCACGACUCGAAGUGACGGCAAGUAUCCUCCCGGAGGCGGACCCGAGAACUACGCCCUCGUAGCUCGCGUUCAGCUUGUCAGCAUCGUUCUCUACGUGUAUGCGCGCGAACGAGUCGAUGCGGGCUCACAUGCCCCCAGUAUCGCCCAGCGCGUAAAGGAAGUGAGGACGAGCACAGCAGCUUUUGGUUUGCUGGGUCUCAUGGGCAACAAGGGAGCGACUGGAGUCCGCGUGGUUCUAGCAGGGGCGACACCGGGUUCACCGGACGAGGUGCUCACCUUUGUGUGCGCCCAUCUUACCGCUCACGAUCACAACGUCGCAAAGAGGAACGCGGACUGGCGGAACAUCGUCCAGCGACUGGUCUUUGCUCCAGACGCUGUCCAAGGUCUCCCCUCCAGCUCACCCAGCGGUCCGCAAGGAGGUGGAAGAGCGGGAGAUGCCAAUCCUGACGUUGAUGCUCUCUCCAAGCAGUAUCAAGCGGAGAAGGAGAGCAGCGCAAAGAGGAGCGCCGAAAAGGCCACAGCGCUCGAUCAGCAAGAUCACAGCAUCUACGACACUUCUCAUCUCUUCGUGUUCGGUGAUCUCAACUAUCGCAUCGCAUUCAACACGAAACCUGCCGCUCACUUGAAGGCGGACGGCGAGGCUUUGAAGAAGAGCGACAUCAAGCGCAAAGUCCAGCAAGCCGAUUGGCGCACUCUGGCAGCGUACGAUCAGCUCUCUCUCGAUCACCGACACCCUAGUGGGUCUCGCGUCUUUCAAGGACUCGUGGAGCCUCACCUUCCCACUGCUGGCUUUGGUCCCACGUACAAGUUCAAAGUGGACAAAAGCAAACGCGGCAAGAAUGCCGCGCAAGGUGACAUUGAUGCCGACGAAAAGAGCUCGCAAGGCGCAGCUGCUCAGCCUGCUCAGCCGCAAGAGCUAAGCGGCAAGCGCGUUCCUGGCUGGACUGAUCGCAUCCUUUGGCUCAGCUUGGGUACCGCAGCGGACGAGAAGACGAGCGAUGCGAGCUCCCUUCACGGCGUACAGACCGAGCUGUACAGGAGUAUCAUGAGCUACACUGUGAGUCUGACAACUGCUCUUCAUGAUAUGAGUCCAUAAAGACAGGGUGUUGACACUGUCCGCGUUGCUUUAGCACUCCGACCACAAACCGGUCACCGCAAUCCUGCGAUUGCCAUCGCCUUCGCGGCUAGCACCAGGAGGCGAGGCAGCUCUGCAGCCGCUCAAAGCGCCUUACCCCAUCGACGGUGCGUGGCGGACAAAGAGGCUGAUCGGACAGACGCUGGACUCUCUGCUCGGUCUCGCUUGGUCCUCGCUCAUUGCUGCGGGAGCUGGAAGCCUCAUCACGGGGCUCUUGGAGCUGGCCGUCAUCGUUGCGUUGUCCGCUUACUGGUUGUCUGCUGGCGGAGGAUCACGCGGAGAUUUGGGUUGGAUACUGGGAGGCUUUGCAAAGUGA